CCGUGUAAUCAAGGCUUGCAUUCGCUUAUCACGACUGACUUGGCUACAAGUCGAGUUGUUGUGGUUGUCAAAGACAGCAAAGACCACACGGCCUGCGAUUCCCACCGCCAGUGCCAUAGCGCCUGCCCCGGAUUUUUUCUUCCCGCCUCUUGAGAAGAUCAUCUCAGUUGCCGUCUGUACAUUCUACAUUGUUCAUACUAUACCAAUAUUUCAUCCUCAGCACAUCCCGAGCUUGUAUAUUACUCGAUCUGUACCUUCUAUUGCCUGCGCUCGACAUGCUCGCCGAUUUCCCCGCAUCCAGGUGAAGCAGCGGUGGACGUUCUUGGACAUACAUACGAAGAAAUUUAAUGAAACAUGUUUGCACAGUGCAAACCACCAAUCUGGCGCGUCGAUGACUUGACACCAUGCUUCCAGGCAGACUACCUCCAGACCCUCUUUCCACUGUUAGCAUGUGCACUAUCCGUCCUGUUGUUACUCCUUCAAAUAGGUCGCCAGAGACUGAAAGCCCAACGCCGGAAAGCGUUCCAUAACAUCCUGAUCAAUGUCGAUGACGAUGAAGUCUCGACAGAGGAAGAGGAGGAUGAAGAUUCGCUGGCAAGGCUCACGCUUCAGAAGACGCAUAGUCGUGGUGCUAUGUCCAUCAAGGACGUUGAUAGGCCGACCGGGGAGGUCUUGCUAGUCACAGUGGAAUUCUUACUGGUAUUGACUCAGCUGGUGGUCAACAUUGUCACCAUCUUCGACUCAUCGAACCGUCGAAAGCACGCUGCCGUCGCCGAAACCGUUGCCUCUGUCUACCUUGCAGUCCUCGCUGGAACUCGCCUCCUGGCUUCGACCACGAUUUGGGAAUCGCCAGUCAAGAGCUUAUGGAGCCACAGUGCAGCACUAUACCUUACACAAUGGCUCAACACAGUUUGGGUGUUCCGCUCGGCACUUCUUCACCCCGUCGACCGACUAAUGCAAAGCAUGACGAUCGUCUCAUUCAGCAUCACGAGUGUGCUGGUGGUCAUUGCACUUUGUUCACGAAAGGGAAACAAGGGUGUUUUGCUCGAGUAUGAAGGCGAUAUUGAACCGUCCCGAGAACCCUUGGCUAGCGUGCUCUCCCUAGUGACAUUUUCCUGGGUCGAUCCGAUAGUGUGGAAAGGUUACAAGAAGCCUCUCGAUCUCGCAGACGUAUGGAAUGUUUCUUUGGCCGAUAAGGCCGAGACUGUUCUCGCCCAAUUUCGACAAAUUGCGCAAGCGCAUUCACUCGCUGUCCGGCUCUUGUUGCACUUCAAGAAGGAUUUACUCAUUCAGGGCGCAUGGUGCAUGCUGGCCAGCAUUUUCAUGUUCCUGCCCACCCUCCUUCUCAAAGCCAUUCUGGAAUAUCUGGAGAAUACCGAUAGAAUCCCACGAAGUGCCGCAUGGCUGUACGUUGUGCUCCUUUUCGCUACUGGAGCAGUGCAGGCCGUUAGUGAUGGUCAAGCAUUGUGGAUCGGCAGGAAGAUCUGUAUUCGACUUCGCGCCAUCAUAGUCGGUGAGAUCUAUUCAAAAACGCUCAGAAGAAAGGCAGCAGCAGGUACAGACUCCGAACAAGAGAAGAUUCCGCCCAAAUCCAAAGCGUCUCUCUCUCUCAGGUUCAAAUCAAUGCUGAAAAGCAAAGGCCUACGCCUUCGGAAGAGCCCUGAACCUGAAGCUACGCCAUCAAAGGCUGGUAAUACUCGGACCAAUAAUGGCACGAUUAUCAAUCUCAUGUCGAUCGAUUCCUUCAAAGUGGCCGAAAUCUGUGCCUACCUACACUUCUUGUGGGCCGCAGUUCCGGUCCAACUUGUCAUGGCCGUUGCAUUGUUGUACAAGGUUUUGGGCUACAGCUCCUUUGCAGGCAUCGUCAUGAUGAUAUUUAUCUUGCCAUUGAAUCUCUUCAUUGCCAAAUCAUUCCAAGCUGCGCAGAAAAGGAUUAUGACUGCCACAGAUGGUCGGAUCCAUGUCACAAAUGAAGUCUUGCAAAAUAUCAGGAUCAUCAAGUAUUUUGCAUGGGAACAGCGCUUUCAGAACAAUGUCAACGAGAAGAGACACAUUGAACUAUCUGCCUUGUGGCGGAAGUAUGUGCUGUGGGCCAGUGCAGCUACUAUCUGGAGUGGAGUACCCAUCUUGAUCACAUUCACGUCUUUCCUCAUUUACACUAAGAUUGAAAAGCGACCUCUUGUCCCAUCUGUCGCCUUCCCGGCCCUGUCAAUGUUCUCUCUGCUGCGAAUACCCUUGGACCAACUUGCAGACAUGGUGGCCCAUGUGCAGGAAUCAAAGGUCUCGGUAGACCGUGUUGAAAAGUUUCUGGACGAAGAGGAAACUGAAAAGUAUGUACAAUUGCGACAGAGCAGGAGAAGAAGUAUGCCAACCACUCGAAUCGCCCUUGACAAUGCAACAUUAACAUGGGGCAUUUCUGAGAGUGAUGCUGCCGAUGCUUUCCGUUUGAUCAACAUGGAUGUGGACUUUCCUCUGGGUCAACUCAGCGUGAUCGCUGGCCCAACUGGUUCAGGGAAGACAUCUUUACUCAUGGCACUGCUUGGUGAAAUGCAGCUACUUAACGGACAAGUUCAUAUCCCAGGAGGUUCUGUGCGACAAGAUCUGCGACCAGACCCCUACACAGGUCUGACUGAGAGCGUGGCCUACUGCGCACAGCAAGCAUGGCUUGUGAAUGCCACCAUCAAGGACAACAUUCUUUUCGCGAGUCCCUAUGACGAAGACCGUUAUCACGAGGUCAUUUCUAUUUGUGCUCUUGAGCGCGACUUGGAGAUACUCGACGCUGGUGACAUGACUCUGGUUGGCGAAAAGGGAAUUACCCUCUCUGGCGGUCAAAAACAGAGAAUAUCCCUCGCAAGGGCCAUCUACUCGAAUUCUAAACAUCUCCUGCUGGAUGACUGUCUCAGCGCGGUGGAUGCACAUACGGCGAAACACAUUUUCGAGGAGGCUUUGACUGGCACCCUGAUGACGAACCGGACCUGCAUUUUGGUUUCGCACAAUGUUUCCUUGACAAUUCCCCUGGCUAGUCAUGUUGUUGUACUAGACAACGGCAAAGUUACCGCCCAAGGAACGCCGGAAGAAGUCGCAGACUGUGGCGCACUCGGUGAAGAAUUGCUGAAAUCCCGCCCUGUAUCAAGAGCAGCGUCUCAGGGCCCUUCAAGAGUCUCUUCCAAUCUCGAGGAAGAGACUUCGAAAUUGUCCGGAGGUAACGGCCAUGUUGGCCCAGGAUCACGCAUGAGAGAUACCGCCAGGAUCAAAGCCAAACUCAGUAAGGCAGAAAAGGAAUUUGUCGAUUCUCGUCUAGAGGCCAAAGCAACUGGAAGUGUCAAGUGGUCGACUAUCAAGAUGUAUCUGCAGGCUAUGGGCCCUUGGUACUACUGGAUUUUUGCUGCCUGGGGCUUCAUUGCCACUCAGUUAGGCUCUGUUGCUACCAAUCUCUGGAUCCGGCAGUGGGCGAAUGCUUACCACCUGCGCCAGACCGAUGGCGCCCAUGCAGUCGUUCAAGGCAUACAUCAAACAGCAGUGGUAUCUCCAAAGUUGGGUGGUGGAUUUUACCAGCUUCCGCAGACUCUGGCCAAUGCAGGCACGCUAAUGGUUGAAUCGCUCUACCACGUCGAUGCGUGGUACUAUCUAGGUAUCUACGCUGUGAUCGGUGCUGUCUACGUCUUCAUCUGCUUUGCAAGGGAGUUAAUCCUCUUCUGGGGCUCGAGACGUGCUUCCUGGCAGCUGCAUGAGAAGCUAUUGACAAGCAUUCUACGCGCCAAGUUCAGAUUUUUUGAUUCGACGCCUUUGGGCCAACUCACCAAUCGAUUCUCCAAGGACAUCCAGGCAUUGGACCAAGAAGUCGCGCCUGUUGCGAUAGGCAUGCUUCACAGUGCUGCUUCUGUCUUGACCAUUGUGGUGCUUAUCUCAGCAAUCACUCCGGGCUUCCUCAUUCCUGGCUUCUUCAUCACCAUUAUGUAUGUUUUGACUGGUCUGUUCUAUAUUCGAUCGUCACGCGACCUCAAGCGCAUAGAAGCCAUUCAACGAAGCCCUCUAUUCCAACAUUUCGGAGAGACUUUGUCUGGUGUUGUUACAAUUCGGGCUUACGGGGAUGAGUCGCGUUUCAUCAAUGAGAGUCACCUCCGAGUCAACACUCACAAUAGGCCGUUCAUCUAUUUGUGGGCCACCAAUCGAUGGUUAGCAUUCAGAAUCGACAUUGCUGGGGCUUUGGUUUCCUGCUUUUCAGCUAUGUUUGUCGUUCUCAACGCUGGCAAGAUUGACCCCGGAGCUGCUGGUCUGGCACUUUCGUAUGCCAUUACAUUCACCCAGAACGUGCUAUGGUUGGUGCGACUCUAUGCUUCAAACGAACAAAAUAUGAAUGCGGUUGAGCGACUCCAGGAAUACAUUGAUGUUGAUCAAGAGGCACCAGCGAGCAUUCCGGAGACACAACCAGCUUCAAAUUGGCCAAGCCAUGGAGGUGUGGAGUUUGUUGGGUACACCACGAGGUACAGGCCUGACCUCGAUCCUGUGCUUAAGAAACUUACAUUUCGCGUCGAGCCCGGACAAAAGGUUGGUAUUGUGGGAAGAACUGGUGCUGGCAAAAGUUCGCUCGCUCUGGCGCUCUUCCGUGGGCUGGAAGCUGAGGAAGGGAAGAUUCUUAUCGACGAUGUUGAUAUCGGUCUCAUUGGCCUUCAAGAUUUGCGUGAAGCCAUUACAAUUGUUCCUCAAGAUCCGACCCUUUUCAGCGGUACUUUGAGGAGCAAUUUAGAUCCAUUCGAGCUCUUCACAGACGAGGAAAUCUUCACUGCACUUCGGCGAGUUCAACUCAUCUCCGGACCAACGGAUGGCUCGCAACGUUCUGGCUCCGAAACGCCAAAUCUGGUGUCGAGCAGGUCUCCUACACUUCGAGACAGUUCCAUCCCUGCAGAGAGUCAUGCGUCCAUAUCCGGAAAUGGGACAAUCAGCUCGGGGUCGACCUUGACACAAUAUGCGACCAAUUCCAAGGAUAACAAGAACGUCUUCCGAGAUUUGUCGUCCCCUGUUGCAGAAUCGGGUUCCAAUCUCUCACAAGGACAGCGACAGCUGUUGUGUCUUGCCCGAGCAUUGCUAAAAGCACCGAAGGUUUUGGUAAUGGAUGAAGCCACAGCAUCGAUUGACUAUGCUACGGACUCUAAGAUCCAAGACACUUUGCGUGAGCUGAAGAACAACACCAUUCUCACCAUUGCACAUCGCCUGGCGACAAUUGUUGAUUAUGAUCGAGCCCUGGUGCUUGAUAAGGGCGAGGUAAAAGAGUAUGCGUCCCCAUGGGAGCUUAUCAACAGGGAAGGUGGAAUGUUCAGGUCGAUGUGUGAGACUUCUGGAGAUUUUGAUGCCCUGUACGCAGGAGCGAAAAAGGCAUGGCAGGAGAAGAGAUUGAUUGAUGACUCUUAGCGAAAUGGGACGCCGCACACAUGGUCGUGUCCAGUCACCUAAUUUGAUCGUUUCAUAGCGUGGGCGGUUACGUUGUAUUGAAUGUAUAGAGGCUUAACAAAAACGUGGGGUGGCGGUGGUCAGUUUACCCAUUUGUAUAGCUUAGGAUGCAUAUUGUAUGUACAUAUGAUUGUCCUCGGGACAAAGGAAAUAACUAAAGGCGUCAUGCCGAUUGCGACUCCCUUGA
Messenger RNA from Exophiala oligosperma, 5635 nucleotides. RefSeq lists its product as uncharacterized. The transcript is spliced from 2 exons. Gene Ontology annotation, cellular component: fungal-type vacuole; fungal-type vacuole membrane. Gene Ontology annotation, molecular function: ATP hydrolysis activity; ABC-type peptide transporter activity; ATP binding. Gene Ontology annotation, biological process: transmembrane transport. Bases 355 to 5409 code for a protein of 1684 amino acids. The record is from RefSeq and is a predicted model, not a curated record. NCBI's taxonomy places the organism in Eukaryota, Fungi, Ascomycota, Eurotiomycetes, Chaetothyriales, Herpotrichiellaceae.